AUGAAGGCCGUCUUUGUCGGUGCCAUCGACCAGGGCACGACGAGCACGCGCUUCCUCAUCUUCAACCGCGCCGGCGAGGUCGUCGCCCUCCACCAGCUCGAGUUCAAGCAGAUAUACCCGCAGCCGGGCUGGCACGAGCACGACCCCGACGAGAUCAUCGCCUCGGUCGAGACAUGCAUCAACGGCGCGGUUGAAAAGUUCGAGGCCCAGGGCCACUCGCGCAAGCAGAUCGUCUCGGUCGGCAUCACGAACCAGCGCGAGACGACGGUCGUCUGGGACUCGACGACGGGCGAGCCGCUGCACCACGCCAUCGUCUGGACCGACACACGUGCCCAGGAGCUCGUCCGCCGGCUCAAGGCCCGCAUCGGCGCCGGCGAGCUCACCGAGCGCUGCGGCCUGCCGCUGUCGACCUACCCGUCCGUCAGCAAGCUCCUCUGGAUGAUCGAAAAGGUGCCGGCCGUCAAGGCGGCCUACGACGCCGGCGUCCUCGCCUUCGGCACCAUCGACUCCUGGCUCGCCUACAAGCUCAACGGCGGGCCCGCCCGCGACGUGCACGUGUCGGACCCGACCAACGCCUCGCGCACCAUGUUCAUGAACCUCCGCACCCUCGACUACGACGAGGAGCUCAUCGACUGGUUCCGCAUCGACCGCCGCAAGCUCAAGCUGCCCAAGAUUGUCCGCUCCGCCGACGCCGACGCCUACGGCUCGCUCGCCGGCACCCUGCUCAAGGGCACCAAGAUCAUGGGCUGCCUCGGCGACCAGUCGGCCGCCCUCGUCGGCCAGAAGGCCUUCACGCCCGGCCUGGCCAAGAACACGUACGGCACCGGCUGCUUCCUGCUCUACAACGUCGGCGCCGAGCCGGUCAUCUCGAGCCACGGCCUGCUGUCGACGGUCGCCUUCGACUUUGGCAAGGGCAAGACCAUGUACGCGCUCGAGGGCAGCAUCGCCGUCGCCGGCUCGAGCGUCAAGUUCCUCGUCGACAACUUUGGCUUCAUCGACUCGUCGUCGAAGCUCAGCGCCCUGGCCGAGACGGUCGACGACAACGGCGGCUGCACCUUUGUCACCGCCUUCAGCGGCCUCUUUGCGCCCUACUGGAUCGACGACGCCCGCGGCACCAUCUUUGGCAUCACGGCCUACACCCAGCGGGGCCACAUUGCGCGCGCGACCCUCGAGGCGACCUGCUUCCAGACCAAGGCGAUCCUGUCGUCGAUGGAGAAGGACAGCGGCCAGGCACUGACGGAGCUGGCCGUCGACGGCGGCAUGUGCAACGCCGACCUCAUCAUGCAGACGCAAGCCGACAUCAUCGGCAUCCCCGUGACCCGUCCGGGCAUGCGCGAGACGACGGCGCUCGGCGCCGCCAUCGCCGCCGGCUUCGCCGCCGGAGUGUGGGAGUCGUUUGACGAGCUCAAGGACAUCAACACCGAGGGGCGGACCGUGUUCAGGCCGGCCAUCACCUCGCAGGAAGCCUCUUCCCGCUUCGAGCGCUGGGAGAAGGCGGUGCAGAUGAGCAAGGGCUGGGCCAGCUAA
This is a messenger RNA of Drechmeria coniospora, 1527 nucleotides long. Its product is annotated as glycerol kinase. The record is from RefSeq and is a predicted model, not a curated record. Gene Ontology annotation, biological process: triglyceride metabolic process; glycerol metabolic process; glycerol-3-phosphate biosynthetic process. Gene Ontology annotation, cellular component: mitochondrion. The transcript is spliced from 3 exons. Lineage: Eukaryota; Fungi; Ascomycota; Sordariomycetes; Hypocreales; Ophiocordycipitaceae. The coding region runs from base 1 to 1527 and encodes 508 amino acids. Gene Ontology annotation, molecular function: glycerol kinase activity.